Messenger RNA from Pelodiscus sinensis (Chinese soft-shelled turtle), 1518 nucleotides. The record is from RefSeq and is a predicted model, not a curated record. Lineage: Eukaryota; Metazoa; Chordata; Testudines; Trionychidae.
AUUGUACAUCCCCAGUGUCUUGUAUCCUGACUCUGCUCCUGUUUGCCUUCAGGAUCAUUGAGCUGUGCCACCAGUUCCCCCACGGCAUCACCGACCAAGUGAUCCAGAAUGACAUGCCUCACAUGGAACCCCAGCAGCGGGCCAUGGCUAUCAACAGACUGCUUUCCGUGGGACAGCUGGACCUUCUCAGGAGCAACACUGGCCUUCUAUACAGGGUCAAAGAGUCUCAAAGUGCUGGUAAAAUGAAGGGAUCUGACAAUCAAGAGAAGCUGGUCUAUCAAAUUAUAGAGGAUGCAGGCAACAAAGGUAUUUGGAGCAGGGAUAUUCGAUACAAAAGUAAUCUACCUUUAACAGAGAUCAACAAGAUACUGAAAAACUUGGAGAGCAAGAAACUCAUUAAAGCUGUGAAGUCUGUGGCAGCCUCAAAGAAGAAGGUGUACAUGUUAUAUAAUCUGCAGCCUGACCGGUCUGUGACUGGUGGGGCCUGGUACAGCGAUCAAGACUUUGAAUCUGAAUUUGUGGAGGUGUUAAACCAACAGUGUUUUAAGUUCUUGCAGACUAAGGCUGAAGCAGCUCGCGAAAGCAAACAGAACCCGAUGAUACAGAGAAACAGCUCCUUUGCCUCUUCCCAUGAGGUGUGGAAAUACAUCUGCGAGUUGGGCAUCAGUAAGGUAGAGUUGUCGAUGGAGGAUAUCGAAACGAUUUUAAACACACUCAUCUAUGAUGGGAAGGUGGAGAUGACCAUCAUUGCUGCAAAAGAAGGAACAGUUGGCAGCGUGGAUGGACACAUGAAGCUGUACAGAGCUGUCAAUCCUAUCAUCCAACCCACUGGAUUAGUCCGAACACCCUGUGGCCUCUGCCCGGUCUUUGACGACUGCCAUGAAGGUGGUGAGAUUUCUCCCUCCAAUUGCAUUUAUAUGGCAGAGUGGCUGGAAUUUUGAUGGCAAGAUGAGAACCAUGGACUGUUCCUUCUCUUUGCAGCCUGUGUGGAUGAACCAGCUCGCUUUUUAAUCAUGGACUCGGGGUGGGGGUUUGUAAGCAACUGCAGGACAUGGCGUUAAUUUGUUUUAAUUUUAUGCAGAAAAGCAACACAUUGGUUUGUUAGCAGUCCAGAGAGUGGAUGAAAAGUGAAGCACUAGUUGAGGUCAAGUCAUUGAUGGCAACUUAUACCUGUUCCUGCAUGAAAAACGAAAGCCGAGCAAUUUGACAAACACCACCAAAAGGGGGGAGAGGCAAUAAAAAAUCUUGAGGGGUUAUGUAUGGCUCUGUACAGCAAGUUAUAUCUUGGACGUGAGAAAAUGAGUCGCCAGCUCUGAGGUUUCCAAAGACCUCUGCUGUUCAGAGCAGUAAUACUGAGUGGAGAGCGCGGUCUUAGAGGCAGCACCUUCACCCAGCAGAAACAAAGUCCGGUUGGAAAUGGAUGUUGCACUACAAAGGCUCUGAGCGCAGUGGCAGCCCCGCUUGUCGAUUCUUCCUUCUCCUCCUCCAGUGUUAUAAAUAAAAUACUAUAUGAAUAUA